GAAAACGGAGCAAUCGAGCUGAAGCAGGCGAACCAGGGCUAACAUCGCUCAACUCGUCUGGACUAUUCGGGCUAACUUUAGCUACAUGUGCUGAGGUCGAUCCCAACUGCAACCAUGCCCACAGUGACUCUACCGCCGAAGGAAAACGCGCUGUUCAAGAGGAUUCUGAGAUGUUACGAGCACAAACAAUACAGAAAUGGGCUCAAGUUCUGCAAACAAAUUCUGUCCAACCCCAAGUUUGCAGAACAUGGAGAGACGCUGGCGAUGAAAGGCUUGACCCUGAACUGUUUAGGGAAGAAAGAGGAGGCCUACGACCUCGUGAGAAGAGGUCUGCGCAACGACCUUAAGAGCCACGUCUGCUGGCACGUCUAUGGCUUACUGCAGCGCUCGGACAAGAAGUACGACGAGGCCAUCAAGUGUUACCGCAACGCUCUGAAAUGGGAUAAGGACAACCUGCAGAUCCUCAGAGACCUGUCCCUGCUGCAGAUCCAGAUGAGAGACUUGGAGGGUUACAGGGAGACACGGUACCAGCUCUUGCAGCUGCGCCCAGCCCAGCGGGCCUCCUGGAUUGGCUACGCCAUCGCCUAUCACCUCCUGGAAGACUAUGAAAUGGCAGCAAAGAUCAUUGAGGAGUUCAGGAAAACACAGCAGACGUCCCCGGACAAAGUGGACUACGAGUACAGCGAGCUGCUGCUGUAUCAGAACCAGGUGCUGAGAGAAGCGGGUCUGUACAAGGAGGCCCUGGAGCACCUGUCCAACUACGAGAAGCAGAUCUGUGAUAAACUGGCAGUGGAGGAGACACGAGGGGAGCUGUUUUUGAAGUUGGAACGUCUGGACGAGGCAGCAGAGGUCUACAGGCGUAUGCAGGAGAGGAACCCAGAGAACUGGUCCUACUACCACGGCCUGGAGAAAGCCCUAAAGCCAAGCAGCGUAGAGGAGAAACUGAAGAUCUAUGAAGAAACCUGGGAGAAGUUUCCCAAAGGGCUGGUUCCUCGCAGGCUUCCCCUCAACUUCCUGUCUGGUGAGAAGUUUAGGGAGUGCCUGGACAGGUAUCUGAGGAUGAACUUCAGUAAAGGCUGCCCUCCUGUCUUCACCACGCUCAAAUCGCUGUACACUGUCAAAGAAAAGGUGACAAUAAUAGAAGAGCUGGUGGUCAGCUAUGAAACCUCGUUAAGAAGCUGUCGAAUGUUCAACCAGAACGACGACGGUAAGGAGGAGCCUCCGACCACAUUGCUCUGGGUGCAGUACUUCCUGGCGCAGCAUUACGACAUGAUCGGCCAGCAGACUUUGGCUCUAGAAUAUAUCAACGCGGCCAUCGAGAGCACACCCACACUCAUCGAACUCUUCCUCAUCAAAGCCAAGAUUUACAAGCAUGCUGGGAACAUCAGAGAAGCUGCCCAGUGGAUGGACGAGGCCCAGGCUCUAGACACCGCCGACAGAUUCAUCAACUCCAAGUGUGCCAAGUACAUGCUGAAGGCAGGCAUGAUCAAAAAGGCCGAGGAGAUGUGCUCCAAAUUCACACGGGAGGGAGCGUCCGCUGUGGAGAACUUGAACGAGAUGCAGUGCAUGUGGUUCCAGACGGAAUGUGCCCUCUCCUACAAAACAAUGAACAAGUUCGGAGAAGCCCUCAAGAAGUGCCACGAGAUCGAAAGACAUUUUGUGGAGAUUACGGACGACCAGUUCGACUUUCACACUUACUGCAUGAGGAAGAUGACGCUACGCUCCUACGUGGACCUCCUAAAGCUGGAAGACGUUCUCCGGAUGCAUCCUUUCUACUACAAGGCUGCCACUACAGCCAUCCAGAUCUACCUGAGCCUGCACGAUAAUCCCCUGACUGACGACAGCAAAGAGCUGCAGGCAGACACCGCAAACCUAUCGGACAAAGAGCUGAAGAAGCUGAGGAACAAACAGCGAAGAGCCCAGAAGAAAGCCCAGCUGGAGGAAGAAAAGAAAAACGCCGAGAAGGAGAAGCAGCUAAAGAACCAGAAGAAGAAGAAGGAAGAUGAUGAUGAGGAAAUCGGAGGUCCCAAAGAAGAGCUCAUUCCUGAGAAACUGGUCAAGGUAGAAAAUCCUCUGGAAGAAGCGGUCAAGUUCCUGAUGCCUCUCAAACAGCUGGUCAAAGACAAAAUUGACACACACCUUCUGGCCUUUGAGAUCUACUUCAGGAAAGAAAAGUACCUGUUGAUGCUACACGCAGUGAAGAGAGCACUGGCCAUUGACCCGGACCACCCGUGGCUUCAUCAGUGUUUAGUGCGCUUCUUCAAAGGAGUUUCAGAGAGCAAGGAGCUGCCGGAGGUGGUCAGGACGGUGCUGAAGCAGGAGAUCACCCGGCUGUUCGGAGAUGGCAACGCUAAGAGCUUCAACCAGGCCUACCUCAGCAAGCACUCCAGCUCCAUCCCACAUCGACUGGCUGCUGCUAAGAUGAUGGUGUAUCUGGAUCCAUCAACGGAAACGAAAGCAGCAGAACUGGUCACUGCACUGGACGAGUCGCUAAACAACAGAACUGUUCAAAUCUGCACAGAGGUCCUGGAUUGUCUUCGGAGCGGCAUCUUCGGCGACUGUAAGGAGCAAGCCGAGUUGUACCGUGCCGAGUGCCACAAGCUUUACCCCUACACGUUGGCUUUCAUGCCGCCCGGAUACGAGGAGAACACCAAGAUCGCAAACGGGGACGUUUCCACGGAAACAGAGGAGCUAGCUAACGAGAUUUGAGUCUGAUGGAACAGCAGCAGAUGGGAAAAGAAAUUGGGCCAAGCACAGAGCUUUGUGGUACGCCUGGCAGCCUUUUUUUUUUUUAGAGCUGGACAUCAGAAGCCAACAUGGGUGUUUUUCGUCCUCUUGUCUCGGCUUAAAUCGGGACUGACCUGGCAUGACUUGGCUCUUCUCCCACUUGGAUGAAAUUCAGGAUUGUGUGUGUGUGUGUGUGUGUGUGUGUGUGUUGAGUGUGUGCGCAAGUAUUUGUUGGUAAUGGGGGGAGGGGGGAGGAGGGGAAAGAGGAAGAUGACAGAACAAACAUUUUACUACUUUUUUUUAACAGAAUCUGCAACCAAGUUGAAAAAUAAACCGUUACGAUGAAAUGUGUGGGUGAAACUGAAGCUCAGACACGGACUGCUGGUUUCAACUAAAGACGAUCAAUAACGACUCGAGUUUGACUCAGACACGCAUCUAUUCUUCACCGCGUUCCUUUAUUUUAACGUAAAAUUCAAAUAAAAUGGAAGUGGGACACGGCUGUCACUCUGGGGGGGUUGGGUUUGAGCGGAUCUGUAGGAAGCGGAGCGGGACGAGUUUCCGAGGACGUCCAGGUGCAUCUGCUGUAAAACUCGCCGCAGAAUCUGUGGACGGUGAGCGAAAAGCCCGAUCCCUGCA
This is a messenger RNA of Nematolebias whitei (Rio pearlfish), 3363 nucleotides long. It is a transcript of the gene naa15b, whose product is annotated as N-alpha-acetyltransferase 15, NatA auxiliary subunit b. The record is from RefSeq and is a predicted model, not a curated record. NCBI's taxonomy places the organism in Eukaryota, Metazoa, Chordata, Actinopteri, Cyprinodontiformes, Rivulidae. The transcript has 20 exons. Gene Ontology annotation, molecular function: protein binding; protein-N-terminal amino-acid acetyltransferase activity. Gene Ontology annotation, biological process: N-terminal peptidyl-methionine acetylation. The coding region runs from base 115 to 2709 and encodes 864 amino acids. Gene Ontology annotation, cellular component: cytoplasm; NatA complex.